Molecule: messenger RNA, 8763 nt
Organism: Psylliodes chrysocephalus
Lineage: Eukaryota; Metazoa; Arthropoda; Insecta; Coleoptera; Chrysomelidae
Source: the annotation of a GenBank genome assembly
AUGAAAAUUACGGAUCUGAAGACUUUCGUUGAGACGAAAUUGUUAUCGAAGUCUGAUAAAGCUUUGGAAAAAAUCGGACAAGAGGAACAAAAGCCUUUAGGCCAAGUCUCGGUGGGUUCAAGGCGAAUUCUAAAUGUACUCCAAGACUAUCAUCGGAGUUUAGAUACGGGGGAUGAAAAUCUCACAAGGCCUCAAUCUUCAAUUUCCAGAAUGUUUGAGAUACCGAGUAACUUAGUCAAAGGAAAAAGUAUGCCUAGUCUGAGCUGUAUUUUAGAUGAACUAACCCAAGGGGGGUAUAUUGACGAAAGCCACUGGGAAGUGAAAAGAGCGGGGAAAUUCUCGUCAUCGCAGCCCAUGACCAACCCGAUAAUAACCGUUACUGAACAUACACCAACGCCAUCUCCAGAUUAUUUAAAAAGACAGGGAUCCAUGGAUAGUCAAUUAGACGUUGCAAGCUUAUCGGGAAGUAAGCUGGGCAACUGGCAGGAACGAAAAGCAAGCUUAACUCGAUCUCAAACUGAUUCUAACAUUACCUAUGCAGGAGAAGAUGUCCCUGAGGCACCAGGAGCUACUUGCUACAUCACUAAAGACGGCGACAUAGAUUUACAAGUAGUAUUGCAGGCUGUUCACAGGACGUCUUUAAGAGACAACGCAUCAUGCACUUUAAGAGUACUAGAAGUAAUAUUAAACAUCAUAGAACUAUUAAUGGACAUGGGAGUUCUGAAGCAAUGCUUAAAAGACGAAGCAAUGGGUAGUACGGCUUCUCAACAAGAAACUGCAAGCCCAGAUAAGAGAACAGGAAAAAUGCCCUCGAGUACUACCCAAGGAUCAAUUGGUGUUGGAGCAGAGUCCGAGAAAAAUAAACCAGUGUCCUCACACAGGCUUAUUAUGAACAUCAUAAUAAGGGUUUUGAAACACUUAGGCUGUCCUCAAGGAUGUUCGGAAGGUCACAGAGGACCGCCUGCCGAAUUUAUGAGGACUCAAUCGCAAAACAUUUUAGUGAAAUUGAACAGAGCAAGUCCAAAACAGUUCAAGAGUUUUCUUAAAGAUUACGUGAAAUAUCAACCACUGCCGGAAGUUAUGGAUCUGUUUCAUUCAUAUGUGGGAUAUUGUAUUGAUCCAAGUUCUCUUUUGUCACCUCUGAACCAGAAGAGGGGCUCUGGAAAAUCACAAGACACAGUAUCGCAAGGUGGUUAUGCUACCAACUUUGGCACAGGCCUUGGGGGUGGUGGAAUACGAGGAAUCGAAAGUACCAUCGUGUCGCAUGUCUUCAAACCACUGGUUACAAGGUUCGUCGAGUCUGCCAAGGAAGUGAGAACUCCGGAUAGCAUAUCCGCAUACUGCGAAAUAAGACAAUUAAUGACUUAUGUUAAAGAAGGUCAUGGAAGUAUAUUUAGAAGAGUAGCGUUAAGUGCUUUAAUAGAUACUGCGGAUAGACCUACCAAGAAGGAAGUCAACAUUCAAACGACUAGAGUUAUAAGACACAUGCAUCACUCUGAAAUAGAGGAACAAGUGGACGCUCCUACAGAUACUCAAUCCUAUACUGAACAAGAUAGAGGGACAAGAAAAUCUUUAUUUAAAAAAAGAAGUACAUCAUCCACGUGCCCUAGUUUGCUAGAAACAGAGGCUGAAGAGAUGGCAAAAUCUAGUCAAAGUCCUCUUGGAAAUAUAAGAAAGAAACAUCACAUUUUGACACCAAGACAAAGUGAGAGAGCAUUAGGCAUAGCGCUUGAACCACAGUUGUCCAUAAAAUCAAAGAAAUCCAAACUUGGGGGACUAGUAAACUGGUUUAAAAAAGGAGAAAGCUGUUCAGUUGACGAACUAGAAAAUGUUGACAAUGGCGAUUCUUUUACUGAUACUUCAAGUUUUCUAAGACAGCCUUCAAAAUUCUAUCAACAAAAAGAUUCCAAUAGAAGUAAUGUCAGUCAAAGCAUUCAAAAAGCAAAACGCAAGAUGGAAGACAAGUUUAAAUUUGUACUGAAGAAAGGUAAAAAGAAAGAUGGCAGUCAAGAAGAAUCAGGUGGUGGAUAUUUCAGCAGGAAAAACUCUAUGGAAUUUGGAGAAACUUCCAGAGAAUCUGAAUUCGUGAUUUUAAAAGAACGAAAAUUGGUUUCAACUUCUUUGGUAUAUCAAGGAGUUUCCAGACUUUCAUUUCUUCUAGAAACAUGUCCACCUGGCUCUGUACCAGACGCACAUCUUAUAGCCUCAGUUUUAGAUUUGCCUCACUCCACCGUGGUCGCUAAGGCAGCAAUACUGUUGGAAUGUGCAUACUUUGUGCAUUGUUGUAACAAAAAUCAGUGGCCAUCUUGGAUGAAGUAUAAUAUCCCAGUAUACAGACCAUCUGGGCCUCUACCAGCUCGUGGAAGUAAUAGUACUGGAUUAAGACGGUCCCAUAUUAUGCAACGAGCAGCUGGGAAGAUGUUUUACCAAUGGGCGGAAAUAAUUGGCCAAAAACUUGAGGAGUUUAUUAUCGAAGAUAAAACAUUGCAGCCUGAAAUAAUCGAGAUGGUUACUGAUGAACAAAAACAAAAAGAACUGUUAAUUCAGGACGAAGAAGAAGAUUUCUUGGACGAAGCAAGUAUAAAUACAUACGGAUCUUCUUGCCCGAUGGCACUACGAUUGAUUGCAUGUGUACUCUUGCAAGAAAUAACUUCAUUUUUACGCGAAACCUAUCAAACUCUACCGAAAAGUUCGAGAGUCAUGGAAAAAGGAAAACCAACUCCUUGGGAAAAACUGUACAGCAGAGAUGCUAACAGAAGGUGGAGUAUGGCUCUUUCAUCAAUGGGUCAUUCCCAAACUUCAGCUCAAAGUCUACAGUCCAUCGCAGGCGAUAGAGAUUGUGGUCAAACAGGCGAAAGAAAGAUAAGUUUCGUCCUCCAUGAACCUGAUAAUGAAUCAGAAGGCAGUAGCAACACCACGGUAACCAUGCAGGCUUUCCUACAAGGAGAAGAUGCCAAACGUCAACAGCAAUCGAGACCUUCUUAUAUUUUGAGGCGAGGAACAGCAGCACCAACUGGUGGAUCAUUUAAAAGAAGAAGUUUGAAAUUGAGAAGAGGAACAAAGGAAGGAAUGGAUGUGGAAUGGAAAGUCCAAGAGACUGUAAAACGCACAGAUUCCAUUCAGUCUAAAAGGAAAGUAAGUUCAAUAUCUGAUCGAAGUGACACAUCAGAACCUGGAGCCGCAGGUGAAGCUAGUGGUGAGGAAUCGCCAGGAGUUUUAAGUGAUGAACAGCCGCCAGAAAGUCCUAGUGAUAGCAACGAUACAGACGACACCUCAAAGCAUAUGCCUUGGAUGAAGACAAUGAUUCUAGUUUCGAAUUCUUUCUAUUAUUAUUGUUCUCAUCAAACAUUUUGUCACCCAUUUUGCUACAGAAGAAUAAUGAGGGCUUGUAACAGACUUGUCAAAGCUGCUAGAAAAGUAUACGGAGAAGAAUUUGGAAUUUUAGAUGACAGACUUUGUAUGGAUUUUAGUGGAAAGAAGAAAAAUAAAAAAGAUAAAGGACAAAAUAGAAAAGUAUCCGAUCAAACUAGUUCCACAGUGUCUCCAAUUAGAAGAAAAGACAGUGUGGGAAAGAAAGACAAGAUUGAUAAAAGUAUGGAGGGUGGUCAGCUUGGUAAAAUGUUUUGUAAAGAUUCUUCAAGGGACAUCGCCGAUUCUGAUCCUGGUUCUGAAGCAAAACCAACGUCCGAGAAAAAACCUGAAGAACCACCUCCAAUUUUAAAAUAUAUUAAGACACAAGUAAAAGAGGCAUUCCACUCUCCUUUAGCUGUACUGCUAAAAGGAGCGGUGAUACUUACCGAAGAACAUUUUCUCGAUAUUAUACCGGUAGCUUGGGAAUUACUUCUUGAGCCGAAUCAAGAGGUGACUGCAUGUGCUGCUUCUAUAUUUAUCUUAGGAGCUGUAAGAGCGCCUCAACAAGUAUCAGAUGUAAUGCAACAUGGACUGUCACACCAUGACUGCGCUGUCCGAAUAAAUGCUAUCUUAAGGUUUCAAGUUUUGUGGAAGAUGCGAUAUCAGGUAUGGCCAAGGAUGGAAGAAAAUGCACAAAUGCUAUUUAAAGUGCCACCACCUGGCAUUGAAUUUACUUUACCAUCCCCAAAAAUUGGUAUAGAGUCCUUAGAUGUAGUAGAUUCUCCUUGGGAAUUAUUAGUCAAAACAAAAGUUGAAGAAGUAACCAUUAAUCAGGAAAGACACAGAUCAUUGGUAACAGCUACUAAAACUAGAAAGAAACAACAGACGGAGUUGAUAAAAAUGGCGUUACAAGCGCAAGAUGAUAAGAAGAGGGAGGAAAGAGAAAACUUUUUGAUAACUACAAUUCCUAUUACCAUUCAAGCUGCUCACGAACCUAGCCUGUACCAUACUGGGGAAGAACACGAAGAAGUGGAUGAUGAACAAGCUGAUGGUCCACCAAGAAAUACUGGCCACCAUCUACAUUCUGCUCAUUCAUUGUUUCCUUCAUGCCUUUGUUCAGCGGUAGUUCAAAUAAUUAAUCUUCUAGAUGACGCUGCUGUCUCUGCAGAUGGUAAUGCAGUUUACGAAGUUGCUUAUCAAGUAAUCUGGACCUGUUUGGUAGAAGAUAGUGCUCUAUUUUUAAGAUAUAUUCUGGAAAGACUAACCAGAGAAAAACAAGAAUUGAUGUUUAAAAUACUGAGACAUUUGAUUAGAUUCAUACCGAAGCUACCGCAACAAGCUGCAUUCGCUUUAUACAAUUAUAUCAUUGGCUAUGUUAUGUUUUACGUAAGAACUCCACAUGAAGAUGGACAAAAAUUGAUAGGAGCUGCGUUAUCUCUUUUGUGGAUGGUUGUUCAUAGCGUUCAUGGUAUUAUGUUCAAAGAUCUCAAACAAAUUUUAAGAAAAGAACAGUGUGAUGCUUCCAUAUUGCUAACUGCAAAUGUUCCGUCUGCUAAAAAAAUUAUUGUACAUGGUCCGCAAGAUCCAGAUGCUGGUGGUAUACCAUCUCAAUUUCCUGUUCAAGAAGAUACCCAGUUUUAUCAAAUAUUAAGAGAAUCUUUGGACUUUUUUGGUAUUGAAGAAAACAAGCAUAAGGAAUUCUUUUUGGUCGACUAUAAGACUCAUCAAAUUAGGAACCCAUCUUCCUACGUUCGAGACUAUUACUUUUUCAAAAGAUCUCAAUAUCCACAACUUGAGUUAGUUUAUAUGAAACCAGAUGUCGCUUUUAAUGCUCUCCAAAAGCAGGAGUUGCUACAUAAGUUUGUUGAAAUCGGAAAAGUGCUUCUUACUUGGGCUAUUUUAAAAAAUGUAGAUAUGGUAGUACAGAGGGUCGUAUUUUUGCAUGAAGAGUUGAUGAAAUUGCCAUCGUUUCCCAGAAAAGCUUUGGAGUCCGAUUUGGAUUUGUACAAGAGUGGACCAUUGGGAAAAGAAUUAUUAGGUCUUGAUGUUUUACAUAAAUUUAUGUGGGUGAGACUAAUUGCUAGAAUGUUUGAAGCGAUGGCAGGAAAUUUUGCCUAUUCCGGAGAUAUCCACCUAUUUGUUAACGUUCUUAAUGGGGCAUUAGUCCUUCAUUCUGAAGACGCCUGCAUUCUUAGAUACGUUACAGCGACGUACAUAAAUGCAGCUUUUCAUUUUAAGAAUAUAUUUUCAACUAACGGAUAUUUACUGAUAAUGCCCACACUAUUAAAAAUAUACUCCAAUCAUCAGACAAACAAACUUGUAACGACCACAAUUGAGUACGCAGUGAAACAAUUUUAUCUAAUGAAUAGAAAACCGUUUAUUCUUCAAAUGUUUGGAUCGGUGUCAGCCAUGUUGGAUACUGAUGAAGAAGGAACUUACGGAGAUGCGCACAAGAUCCAAUCCAGUUGCCUUUUUAACUUGUUGCUCAGUUUGGAGACACCCUCACCUGAUCCACUUAAUAUAGCUGAAUUGGUUAAGGAAGAUAAACCUUUAAAAGCCAUAGAUUUUUGUUACCACGAUGAAAAUGAAAUGGUGACUAUUUUGGACUGUAUCUCUAUGUGUGUUAUGGUGGUUUCAUAUUCUUCUGAGAGCGUUAGAGGGUAUCAAAUGCUUAUAAUUUUGGAGGCAAUUUUUCCCUGCUACGUAAGACAAAUUCAGCUUCCUACCUAUAACAAAGAAGGAAAGAAAGAAAAAGAUAUUAUAAACUUACUUGCCAUAUCCAUCAGAACUUUGGUAAAUAAUUCUGAAUCAUUGACUAAGCAUUUCUCUAGAAGCUACAACGGUCCUUACCGUUCGAGUCCAGAGCAUAAAGGUUCGAGUCAAAGGAACUACAGCAGAGGACCCUAUUCUCCAGGAUUCGAUUUCGAAGAUGAUUCUCACUCUAAAUUCAUGAGCGAACACUCAAGAGCAAAAAGCAUGUACGAACAUGACGUUGAAGAUUCUGAGGUCCUCAGAGCCGCAUACCGAAGACCAAGAGAUGUUCUAUUAAGUUUGGUAGGAGAGUUUGUUGCAAAAGCUGGAAGCAGAUUACAAGAAUUAAAUAAAAAGAAUAAUAAUGAUGGAAAAGUAGUCGAAUUAUUAGAUAUCAAAUCGCAUGUGCGAUUGGCCGAUAUAGCUCACACCCUUCUUAAAGUCUCUCCUUAUGAUCCAGAAUCUAUGGGAUGCAGGGGACUUCAACAUUAUAUGACGUAUGUAUUACCAUCGACUGAUUGGUCAAAUGAUGCUAUGAGGCCUGCUUUAGUUACUAUUCUCAGAAGACUGGAUAAAGUGUUUCAGAAAAUUUCAAAGAAACCAUCUAUAAGAAGAAACACUGAUUGGGAUGCGGCUGCAGGCUUGCUUAAAGGAAUCUAUGAUACUAUGGUUAAAUAUCUUUAUAUUAUCCAUUGGUCACAAAUAAGGGGACUUAUUAAUACUUGUCAGAGUUUAAUUGUCAGUGAUUGUUGUUCACAAGAAGGUGUAUCAAGUGCGACGGCUGCUCUUAUGAGCCAGGCACCACCACCACAUUUUUGUGCAAUGGUGGUACGACUGAUAGCUCUUCAAACUCAGAGUUACCAAGAUACUUGUACUACUUUAGAAACAGUGUGUGGAGGUAGUUCAGUAUUUCCAACUCAAGAUAAGACUGAAAGCAUGAUCAUAAAUUUAAUAAUGCCCCUAUGCUUAAGAGUAGGAUCUGGAAGAACAGACGUUGGUCAAAUGAAGCAAAGCGACAUAAGCUUCGCUUUGACGUUGGUUCUUCACGCAAUGAGUCCGCCAAAUACUAAAAAUUUGGGUCCAUCUGGAACUAAUGUCAAACCAACUGCUGAAAACCGCACCGGAAGUUUGACAUUUACCGGAACGAGAGACACCAAAACUUCUGCCAAAAUUAAUACUUCUUUGUAUCAAGUCGCUUUUCUUGCCUUGAAAAUAAUGGCUAUAUGUUUCGAAGGAGAACUCAUGGGCGAAUGGUCAAGAAUUGGGAGAACCAUGAGGGAAUUGGGUAAAAGAAAUGAAGCAGCAACUUUUGUUUGGGACUUUUUAGAUUUCGUGGUGACUCAUAGGACUGUAUUGUAUAUUUUGAUGCAACCAUUUAUAUUUCAAAAGUUGGCCCAACCGCCUAUUUCUGAUUUCGAACGCAAUAUGCACACCAAAAUAAGAAACAAAAUGCGCAGCAUCGGCUUACCUCUUUCAAAAAGUAGGGGCGCUUUGUUAGUCGAACUGGCACAUGAGAUGAAACUUUUAAAAGAAGAAUUGGAUGAAUCCACAGAAUCAUCGUCUGAGCCUAAAAAAGAUUCGACACCUACUUGUCAAAUGACUACAGAAGUAUCUGGUACACGCCAUCAACGACAUUCUCUAAUUGGGCUGUUCACUGGCGAUGGUCAUCAUCAAUCGAAAUCUGCGCCAACGCAUGAUGUCAUGCAUUCUCAAGUAAAAGAAUCUUCAAGCAGUCACAGUUCUACACCAAAUCAAGCGCCAAAUUUAAACGAGACACAAGAACCACCACCUAAUGGCCAGUCCACUCCUGGGACACAACCAGAUCGGUCCUCCCAAAGAUCUUCAGUGAGCGAUGACCACGGUCCUUUACCCAAAUCAGAAUCCCUUCUGUUCCAUAAAGCCCAUAAACUUCGUUUCGUAUCGUCCGUAGAAUUUAGACAUUCAUCAGGUGAAACUUCGACAACUCCUCUAAGUCCAGGGAGUCCUGCCGAAGACAGCUCCGGAGAGGUAUAUCCCAAUAAACCUAGGUUGCAAAGAAUAAAACCGCAGAGCAGAAAAACCUUUCGUAUAAGAAAGAGUAAGAAAACCAGACAAGCAGAGAUGGCUCAAGCUAAAUUAGAAGCAGAAGCGAGCUUGUCCAGUUUUCAACAUCAGGAUUCUGGGUCACCUCCACUUACACCUCCUGUCACCACCCAAUCUCAAGAGAUUAGCCAACAGUGCACCUCUACAAUACAAACUCAAACCGGUCAAAAAGCAGAAACACCGACACCGCAAAGAUAUGAGCCUCUAUCAGACUCUCAUCGCUUGAGGAUAGCAACUAGAUCGAAAGCUCCUGAAGGAUCUUGGGAUGAGGAUUCCGCUAUUUCUCAAACAUCUAGCACAUCCGGAUACAGAGAAUCCUACCCAGUGAUGCUUCUCAAGGAACCCUUAGAAUCUUCACCGAAGGCAUUUCCUCCUUUAGCUUCACCGGAUAUUCAAAGUUUGCCGUCCACUAGUAGUGCUACAAUGAAUAAUUUCAUGCUCAUAGAUAAUUCCUCGCCUGACUGUUCUCUCAACGAAGCUGGCGAAAAGACUGCCUUGCUGGCAUCUGGGGAAAAAUCUUCGUCGCAUCAGAGCUUGUUGAUGGUUUUUGAUGCGCAAGAUGAAAACACUCUGAUUUAA